GGACAUCGCUCUGCUUUAUCAAUGCCUCACACUCGACGUGGGAUGUUUGAGGGAGACGUCACGGUGCUGCCGUUCGGCUCCUCUCCUGCAGACCUGUCCAAGCAGCACCCCCUGAUCAGGCUGUACAGCCAGAACGGAGGUUAUCACCUGAGGAUUUCACCAGAUGGAGCUGUGAGUGGUGGGAGGCAGGAAGAUGAUCCUUACGAGAUCCUGAGGCUGACUGCUGUAAGCGUGGGAGUGGUGGUCAUCAAAGGCGAGACCACGGGACGGUUCCUGGCUAUGAACAAAAACGGAUGCCUUUAUGGAUCACAAGCAAUGAACGAUGAGUGUCACUUCCUGGAGAAGUACGAGGASAACAACUACAACUCGUACCGCUCGCAGAAAUACAGCUGGUUUGUUGCUUUAAAAAGGAACGGCCAGCCUAAAAAGGGACCGGACACCCACCAGGGUCAAAAGGCCAUCUUUUUCCUGCCCAGGCCUGCUGGCACUGUGUAAACCGGACAGACUGAAACAUACAGGAGGUUUAAAUCGUCAUCGCAGUUGAUUUUAAAAAAAGUGACACGAUUCUUGAAUGAAUAUCAGCUGCUGUCAUAAAUGCUCUGUUCACACAGAAAAUCCAGCACCAGGAGAUCAGACUGGUUUGGUAAAUGAGUUUGAGCCCAUGGUUGAAAUACCGCUGCUGGGAGAAAGAAAUGUUCGGCUCGCACACAAAAAUAGUUCUGCAUUAAAUCACGUCUGGAGCAAGGAAUGACAAAAAGCAGUUCUUUUUUUUAAAGGAGACUUUUUAGAAAUGUGCAUUUUUCAUUUGUUUGGCUUCUUGUGUACUUUAUGUUAAGAUCGUUUWAUGUUAAUGCCUGUAUGCUGAGCUGCUUGCCUUGAAGUCGUGCACCAUUGUUUCGACAAUAAAAUAUUUUCAAACUGGUAA
Austrofundulus limnaeus is the source of this 925-nucleotide messenger RNA. RefSeq names its product fibroblast growth factor 1. Gene Ontology annotation, molecular function: growth factor activity. NCBI's taxonomy places the organism in Eukaryota, Metazoa, Chordata, Actinopteri, Cyprinodontiformes, Rivulidae. The record is from RefSeq and is a predicted model, not a curated record.